This is a messenger RNA of Dermochelys coriacea (leatherback sea turtle), 3339 nucleotides long. RefSeq names its product MDM2 proto-oncogene (gene MDM2). The transcript is spliced from 11 exons. The record is from RefSeq and is a predicted model, not a curated record. Gene Ontology annotation, molecular function: ubiquitin protein ligase activity; identical protein binding. The coding region runs from base 223 to 1689 and encodes 488 amino acids. Gene Ontology annotation, biological process: regulation of cell cycle; negative regulation of apoptotic process. Gene Ontology annotation, cellular component: nucleus. NCBI's taxonomy places the organism in Eukaryota, Metazoa, Chordata, Testudines, Dermochelyidae.
CGCGUUGGGUGAGUCAUCAGCGGCGCGCGGCCUGCCCCCAGUGACUCAGCAGCGGCAGCCCGGGUUAUGCUCAGACAUGCCGGGCCGCGGCCCGCGGAAGAGCUAAGCCCCGACUUGCCUUCGUCUGGCGACGCUAUUUAAAGGCGGCCCGGCCCCGCCGCUUCAUGCCAGGGCAGCGCUUCAGCUCAGCCGCGUGUGCGCCCGCCAGGAGCGCCCAGGCAAAUGUGCAACACCAAGAUGUCAGCUGGGUCGGAGGACCGCCUCGGCGCCUCUUCCAUUCCCUACGCCGAGCAAGAGGCGCUGGUUAAACCGAAGCCACUAUUGUUGAAGUUGUUAAAAUUUGCUGGUGCCCAAAAAGACACUUUUACAAUGAAGGAGGUAAUAUUCUAUCUUGGCCAAUAUAUUAUGUCUAAACAAUUAUAUGAUGAAAAACAGCAGCAUAUUGUCCAUUGUGCAGAUGAUCUUCUUGGAGAUCUAUUUGGGGUACCAAGCUUUUCUGUAAAAGAACACAGGAAAGUAUACUCAAUGAUUUCCAGAAACUUGAUAGCAGUUAGUGAACAAGAGUCUAUGGAAGCAAAUGCGUCUGAGAAUGAGACCAGGCGCCAACUUGAAAAAGGCAAUGUUCUAAAGGAAUCCAUGCAAGAGUUAGUUGACGAAAAACAGACAUCCCCAAAUUUGACUGCUAGACCAACUACCUCUUCUAGAAGGAUGCUCAGUGAAUCUGAAGAAAAUUCUUCAGAUGAACAACAUAGUGAAAGAAGAAAACGGCAUAAGUCAGACAGCAUUUCGCUCACAUUUGAUGAAAGCCUUUCUUGGUGUGUUGUAAGUGGGCUAUGCUGCGAAGGAAGCAACAGCAGCGACUCAGUAGACUCUGCAAGUCCUGAUCUUCAUGCCAGUUCAUUAAGCGAAAACUCUGAUUGGUUUGACCAGAGUUCUGUUUCAGACCAGUUCAGUGUUGAGUUUGAAGUUGAGUCCAUUUAUUCAGAAGAUUAUAGCCAUAAUGAAGAAGGACAAGAGCUCACAGAUGAAGAUGAUGAGGUAUAUCAGGUGACGAUCUAUCAGACUGAAGAGAGUGAUGCUGAUUCAUUCGAUGAAGAUCCUGAAAUUUCACUAGCUGAUUAUUGGAAAUGCACUAAAUGCAAUGAAAUGAACCCUCCCCUUCCGCGGCAUUGCCCCAGAUGCUGGGCUCUUCGUGAGGACUGGCUUCCUGAUGAAAAGAAUGACGACAAAUCUGAAAAGCGAAAAUUGGAAAGUUCUACACAGCUAGAGCAUGAAGAGGGUUUUGAUGUUCCCGACUGUAAGAAAGUGAAAAUGAAUGAAGAUAAAGAACUAAGUGUUGAAGAAAGUGAGGAUACAACAGCACAAACUUCUGAAUCCCAGGAAAGUGAGGAAUACUCUCAGCCAUCUACAUCUAGCAAUAUCUUUUGUAGCAGCCAAGAGGAUUGCAAAGAACCUGAGAAAAAAGAGUCGGAAGACAAAGAGGAAAGUAUGGAAUGCAGUCUACCCCUUUCUAGCAUAGAGCCCUGUGUCAUAUGUCAGAGCAGACCUAAAAAUGGCUGUAUAGUUCAUGGCAAGACAGGACAUCUUAUGUCGUGUUUUACUUGUGCAAGGAAACUGAAAAAGCGGAAUAAACCCUGUCCAGUCUGUAGACAGCCAAUUCAGAUGAUUGUGCUAACUUAUUUUAGUUAGAAGGAACUUCAGCAUAACUGUACAACAAAGCUUCAACAGACCUUCCAUAUAAAUUUCCAUAGACUCUUACAAUUAAGAGAGUAAGAAACUAUUUUUGUAUGUUUAACCAAAAACAUAUUUCGGUUAAUUUUUUUUUUUAUUUUAAUGAAAAGUUGAUGUCUUCAUUAGGCAUUUGGGGAGAUCUUAAAAUACCCAAAUUCCUGAAACUUAUUUCCAUGUUAGGGGAUUUGUCACAACAAGAAUUACACAUCACAAGCAGAUCAGUAAUGACACUUAUUCAACUGUAUAGAAUAUCCAUUCUAAAAUAGUGAAUUUAUUGCUUUUGAGAAAUGAGAGUUCUCAAGUUUCAUUAUUGUGAAAAUCAAUUUUCUUUUGCUCAGUAAGAAUUAAUAGAUUUCAUAAUUUCAACCUUCCCAUCUUUCUACAAAUUCCAGUAUUUGUUCCUUAGUCAAGUCAUUGGGGAAAAUCAGAACUUCUUAAGAAAUCCCUAGGAAAAUCCCUAUUUUGAAAAAUAAAAUUUUGACUUGGUCAUUGCUGAGAAUUCAAUUUAUUUAUCAAAGUAGGUAAAUUGGGGGAAAUAUUUCUGAGACCACUUCAGAUCACCAGAAGAUGUGAAAGUUAGUAAAGAAUUAGAGAGAGUAAUUUAGACCAAAAAUUGGAAUGAGGGAAGAAUGAAAUUAGGGUAGAGACUAGCAUUUUAUUUCAGUAAAACGCAAGUAUACGUUACAGGUGCUAUAAAAAGGAUUACCAUUGAUAAGUAAUUGAUUUGAAUUCAGCUUUGAUUGGUAGUAACUGAAGAUGUUUGUCACGUCACUCCUGUGAAAUGAUUUUGAGACCUAUUUCAUAUGAUUUGGUAGUCUGUCCUGUUGCUAGUAGAUAAGUAACCACAUCAGAGUUUGGCAUAUUUGACUGGCCCAGCAGAGGAGGCCGAGAACUGAAUGGACAUGGUGACUUUAAAAAAAACAAAAUAAAACCACGUUAGCUAUGAAAACACAUUAGUGGAGCAGUGUUGGGGAAGUUUAUACUUCUACUGUACCUGUGUCCAGAGUUGUCAGUGUACCACAUUUCAUGAGCAUUACGUUCGCUUAAAUAAGACCAAAAAUACCAAACCCUUCAGAGAGAGCAAAAACAGCACAGUGAUAUUUUGCAUAAGGGUGGUGUUUUAGUUCAGUAGUUUUUUUUUAAUUGAAUCUGUGAUUCUCUGUUUUUGUAAGGGUUUUUUUGAAUAUUGAAGAGUUGUGAGGUGGUAGAUUGGCCGGUUAUAUAUUGAAAUCAGACUUUAAUAUAAAAUGUUGAUCAAAAUUUUGAUAUUACCUUUUUGGUCAAAAAUGAAAAAUCUGUAAAAUUAAAUAUCCUUAAAACUAGUGUGUCCAGUUCCUUGGUAACUCUUUUCAGUAAUGAAUUUUAAAAAAUCUCACCAUACUUGCCCUUUUCUCCAUCCCCCCCACCCCUCCCAGAUUCUGUCUUGUGAAAUAUCUCUGUACUUUGCAUGUUGCUGAAUAUUUUGUUUGUGGUGAAUUCCAAGAAUGCAGUGAAAGUUUGUAUUUACAUAGAUAUUUUUUUUUUUUUAAAAAAAAUGCUGUUAAGUUACUCAGUUGAACUGGUAUUUUGAGGAUAAAAAUAUAAGGUUUUGGAUCAUUUUGACGAGAA